AUGAAAUCUCAAUUCGAAGUUUUCCUAAGACUAAAACCUUCCAACAACUAAUCCUAAAAUGCUAUGCAAUACUAAAUUUAUCAGAAUAAAAGAUUACAAGUUUUAUUGCCUAAACAUGUUAAAUUCGGAAUGAUCAACAACAGCCGAGACAAUUUGGAUUUCAAUUUUACUCAUGUUUUUGAUUAAAAAUCAAGUCAGGAACAUGUAUUUACGAAUGUCACAACUCCUGUUAUAAAUAGUUUUUUGGAUGGGUAUAAUGCCACUAUUUUUGCUUAUGGAUAAACAGGAUCUGGUAAGACAUAUACAAUGAGUGGAGCUGAAACAUGGUAGUUGAGAGGAGUUAUACCUCGAGCACUUUCUUAUAUUUUUGAUGAAAUCGAUAAAAGAACUAAAUUUGAAUAUAAAAUCUAUAUUUCAUUUAUGGAGAUUUACAACGAAAAUGCAUAUGAUUUAUUAGAAAAAAGACAUUUGGAAACUCCUUUGGAAUAGUGGAACAAAAUAGCAUUAUUUGAAGAUGAUCAAAAUAAUAUUCAUUUAAAAAACCUAUCCAUUCAUUAGUGUAACAAUGAGUAAGAAGGAAUUGAUCUGCUGAUGAUGGGCAACUUUAUAAGACAAGUCAGCUCCACUCCUAUGAAUUAAUCAAGUUCUAGAUCUCAUUGCAUUUUUACAGUAACUCUUGAAGGAUGUGAUACAACAAGUGAAACUUGUUUUGUUAGCAAAUUACAUUUAGUUGAUUUAGCAGGAUCAGAAAGAAUUAGUAAGUCAUAAGUGGAAGGCAAUCUAUUGAAUGAAGCAAAAUAUAUCAACUUAUCUUUAACCUAUUUAGAAUAAGUCAUAAUAGCACUGAAUGAAAGGAUGAAAGGAGCCAAUAGACAGCAUAUUCCUUAUAGAAACUCAUUGAUGACAACAUUAUUAAAGGAUUCACUGGGAGGUAAUUGCAAAACUGUGAUGAUCGCCACAAUAAGUUCUGAAAAUGACAAUAUUGAAGAGUCACUUUCCACUUUAAGAUUUAGUUAAAGGGUUGGACAAUUAGAGAAUGAGAUAAGGAGAAAUGAAAAGGUAGAUUUGGAAGCUGUUGUAAAAAGAUUAGAACAAGAAAAACUAGCCUUGAUAAGAGAAUUAGAAUAAUAUUAAAGAGGAGGGACAUCCACUUCAAGUAAUAAGAAAAUAUAAUAACAACAAUAAAAUUUAUUACCUUAAUCAAGUGGAAUGCCUAUUAGUUAAAAGGAGGUUUAAGAAAAAGUUGAACUAUAUCUAAAUGAAAGGAUUCCUUUAUUGGAUGUGAAAAGUGUUGAAGAAACAUAGAAGUGCUUUGAAGCUAUGAAGGAUUUAUAUAAUACAAGAAUGAAGGAGUAUGUGACAGAACUUACAUUCAUCUCUGAAAAGCUAUAAAAAUAUGAUGAAAUAUUAACCAGAAAGUAUGAAAAUAUAUAAAGUAUUAGAAAAGAACAGAGUUCCUUCCUUGAAUAAAAAGAGAAUAGUUCACCUGAGAUUGAAGUUUAUAGAAGAAACGAGUCUCCACAGGUAUAAUUCAAAAAAAGACCAAACUAGUGA
Paramecium tetraurelia is the source of this 1554-nucleotide messenger RNA. RefSeq lists its product as uncharacterized. Lineage: Eukaryota; Ciliophora; Oligohymenophorea; Peniculida; Parameciidae. Gene Ontology annotation, molecular function: ATP binding; microtubule binding; microtubule motor activity. The record is from RefSeq and is a predicted model, not a curated record. The transcript is spliced from 5 exons. Gene Ontology annotation, biological process: mitotic spindle organization; microtubule-based movement.